UGUGAAUGUUGCCGAGAGUCGUUUGUCGUAGUUGUAGCGGUGCAAGCUUUUUUUUGUUAAAUGAAAAAAACGUACAACGUUUGCAUAGUUUAGUAAACAGUUAAUUACUUUUAAUUGCCUUAUUUUUCUACGUUAAAAUCAUGCUGUCUGAGAAUGCAGUGGAACCUAUGCAGGUUGAUGCUCCCCCAGAAGACAAUGAUAAUUCAGAAGAAGAGCCAUACAUCGUCGAAAAUCCUACUUUGGAUCUUGAAGCUUAUGCAAACAGCUAUGCGGGGCUUGCUAAAUUAUAUAGACUAAUUUAUAUUGCUGAUCAUUGUCCAAGUUUACAAAUUGAAGCUCUAAAAAUGGCUAUUGCUCAUGUAAUGACUACCUAUAAUGUAACAUUAUAUCAAACCUUACACAAAAAAUUAUUGCAAGCUCUUGGAACACAAGGAUUGCCCGACGUAGCUGCUCAAUCAUCAUCACAAGACAUACCAACGAUUAAUCAAAUGUGGGUAGAAACAAGAUCUAAAAAAGCAGCUUUAAAGCUAGAGAAAUUCGAUACCGAUUUGAAGAAUUAUCGUAGCAAUUCUAUUAAAGAAAGUAUAAGAAGAGGACAUGAUGAUUUAGGAGAUCAUUACUUAGAUUGUGGUGAUCUUGGUAAUGCCUUGAAAUGUUACUCAAGAGCGCGAGAUUAUUGCACGAGUGGCAAACACCUAGUUAACAUGUGUCUAAAUGUUAUUAAAGUAUCUGUUUAUUUACAAAAUUGGACACAUGUUUUAACUUACGUUGCAAAAGCUGAAAAUGCGCCUGAUUUUCCUGAUGUUCAUGGUAAAGAUAAUAAUCAAUCUAUCGUCACAAAAUUAAAAGUAGCAGCUGGUCUUGCAGCUUUAGCUAUGAGAAAAUAUAAAAUGGCAGCGAAACAUUUCCUACAAGCUUCACUCGAUCAUUGUGACUGUCCGGAAUUAUUAUCACCAGGAAAUGUUGCUCUUUAUGGUGGUCUUUGUGCUUUAGCAACCUUCGAUAGACAUGAAUUACAAAAACAAGUUAUACUUAGUAGCUCAUUCAAACUUUUCUUAGAGCUUGAACCUCAAGUUCGUGAUAUUAUUUUCAAGUUUUAUGAAUCAAAAUAUGCUUCAUGUUUGAAAUUACUCGAUGAUAUUCUUGAUAACAUUUUAUUAGAUAUGUAUUUAGCGCCCCACGUACAAUUAUUAUAUACGCAAAUUCGUAAUCGAGCAUUAAUUCAAUACUUCAGUCCUUACUUAAGUGCUGACAUGAAGAGAAUGGCUGUUGCAUUUAACAGAAGUGUUCCAGAUUUGGAGAAUGAGCUUAUGCAACUUAUUUUAGACGGGCAAAUUCAAGCACGUAUUGACUCACACAAUAAGAUUUUGUAUGCCAAAGAUGUUGAUCAACGAAGUACAACUUUCGAAAAGUCUAUAAGUGUGGGAAAAGAGUAUCAAAGACGAACAAGAAUGCUUAUUCUGAGAGCUGCUAUUUUAAAGCAUCAGAUCCAUGUCAAGUGUCCUCAUCGUGACAGCUCUCAAGGUGGUGAAAUGUCGGUUGCACCAGGAAAUAGCAGUUCAACUCCUAGAAACUAAUCCAUUACUCUGUACAUCAUAUACAUUGUUUUCAUUUUAUUUUCCAGCGCUAAAAUUACUCGUUCAUUUUAUAUAAUCGAUGUACAUACACUUUAAUAAGACUUUAAAUACACAUAUAACAAAGUUGAUAAUAAAUGCGUGCAGUAUA
Molecule: messenger RNA, 1725 nt
Organism: Chelonus insularis
Lineage: Eukaryota; Metazoa; Arthropoda; Insecta; Hymenoptera; Braconidae
Gene: CSN1b
Product: COP9 signalosome subunit 1b
Exons: 5
Coding region: 141-1577 (478 amino acids)
Cellular component (GO): COP9 signalosome
Source: RefSeq, a predicted model, not a curated record